UGAACAGAUUGGAACUGACCUUUACAUUUUUCAUGGGAAAACAUUAUUCUCUCAAAUAAAAAACGUGUAUCGAGUAUAUCAGCGUGUACAUCAGUGUAUAUACUACUUACUACGUUGUUGCAUAAAGAAAAAAAGAGAUAACUAGUUAAAAAUAUUUAUCUCAGAGCCAAAUAGCUUUUAUAAUAUUAAUUAGUACCUGUUAAAAGACAUUGUUUAUAAUAUUUUAUUAACAUUGCUCAUAUAUCUAUAUAAAUAUAUAUUUAUAAAUUAAUCAACAUGUCUGAAAAAUACGACACUGUUAAAGUAAGUGAUGAAAGUGGAGACGAAGACUCAAACAACCAAGCUCAGAAAAUUAGACUGCCUCCCAUAGAAAUAGGUCCAAAUGAAAACCGUUUACAGUAUGGUUAUACAUUAUGGUAUAGUAGGAGAUCAGUUGGCAAACAAAGUGAUAGACGUUAUGCUGAAAAUUUAAAAUUUAUUGGACGAUUCGGCAGCGUUGAACAAUUUUGGGCACUCUACAGUCAUUUAGCAAGACCUUCGGAACUUACACCAUCAUCAGAUUUUCAUCUGUUUAAAAAUGGAAUCAAACCUAUGUGGGAAGAUUUAGCUAAUAGACAGGGUGGAAAGUGGGCAGUUACGUUGAGAAAAGGUUCAGUAGAUCGUUGCUGGGAGAAUCUUAUUCUAGCUAUGUUAGGAGAGCAAUUUAUGGUCGGCGAAGAAAUUUGUGGGGCUGUUGUAUCUGUAAGAUUCCAGGAAGAUAAAGUGUGUGUAUGGAAUAAAACAUCGUCCGAUACAGCAACGACUGGCCGAAUCAAAGAAACUCUACGACGUGUACUACAGUUACCUUCCGAUACUUUAAUGGAUUAUAAACCACAUAAUGAAAGACUUAAACACGCAAUUAUUAAAAGCCAAAGUGAAGGAGCAGUUAAGCUUUAAACGCGUAUCAAAGUGACUGAGAAUAAAACA
Cotesia glomerata is the source of this 966-nucleotide messenger RNA. RefSeq names its product eukaryotic translation initiation factor 4E type 2 (gene eIF4EHP). NCBI's taxonomy places the organism in Eukaryota, Metazoa, Arthropoda, Insecta, Hymenoptera, Braconidae. Gene Ontology annotation, molecular function: translation initiation factor activity; RNA 7-methylguanosine cap binding. Gene Ontology annotation, biological process: translational initiation. Gene Ontology annotation, cellular component: cytoplasm; eukaryotic translation initiation factor 4F complex. The coding region runs from base 277 to 936 and encodes 219 amino acids. The record is from RefSeq and is a predicted model, not a curated record. The transcript has 5 exons.